AUGACUGAUUUAGUUGAUGAAGUACAAUUAAGAACGGCAGAAGAAGCUAAGACUGUUUCUGCUUUCAAGGUAAGAAAAAAAUAUAUUUAAUUGAACAUAUAGAUCAAUAGGUAGUUGAUUGUUUGGUUACCAUAGUGAAUUUUAAUACUAUAUGUGUGAAUGUAUGACUCAUUCUGUUCUUCAACUAAAGUAAUAUUUUUAAAAGUUAGACAAUUUCUUUUUUCAAUUAUAUAUCUUAAAAUAAAAAAUAUAGAAGUGUGUUAUAUCAUGCAUUAAAAACUCUCAUUCGUGUGUACUUACGAUGAUAUACAGUAGCAAAUAAUUAUAUAUUUAUUCGUUCUUUACAAUUGAUUUAUUUUCUGCAUUAUAAAAUAGAAAAAUAAAUAAGUAAUUUCUUUUUCUUUCCAGGUGAUUUUAAUAGUAUCAAUUAUUUGAAAAUCGAGAAGGUUUAUUAGAGAUUUUUUUAUCAUAGUCUGUAUCUCAUUACAUUUAUUAUAAUAACCUUUCAUUAUGAUAUUUGAAAAGAAUAAUUGGAUGUAGAGAAAUUCCGUCAAGAAUAAUUAAGUAAAAAAAACACAUAGUGUUAUGAAUAAUACAACCAAUAAGGAAUUCAGUCCUCCUGCUGAGAUAUGAUAAUAACACAAAAAGAAACAUAGUAUAAUUUAACUGAAAUU
This is a messenger RNA of Adineta steineri, 674 nucleotides long. NCBI's taxonomy places the organism in Eukaryota, Metazoa, Rotifera, Eurotatoria, Adinetida, Adinetidae. The record is from the annotation of a GenBank genome assembly.